This is a messenger RNA of Manis javanica (Malayan pangolin), 1489 nucleotides long. NCBI's taxonomy places the organism in Eukaryota, Metazoa, Chordata, Mammalia, Pholidota, Manidae. The record is from RefSeq and is a predicted model, not a curated record.
UUGGCUUUAAAGGGGACGCGGCUUGAGUGGCAGUUCUCGGUGGCCCCCGCUUGGGCUCCGCCCCAUUUCCCGCACCUCGCCCCUCCCUGAGCUUAGUCCCGCAACCCCGCGGCCGCGCUGCUGAGUCGGGGCUUCCUGGGUCCAGGCUUGUGCAGAGUUGGGUGAGGAGGUUGGACUUUGUAGGGGAAGCAGCAUCCUGCCGUCUGGGACCUGUCGGACGGCAUCCCCACUGUUGGGGGAGCAGAGGACCCGCCCUGACCUAGCCUGGCCCAGUCUAGUCUUGCCAGGCCUGAGCGUCCCUUCCAGGAGCCGCCUCUGAGGCAGGCGCCACUGGGGUCCCAGAGCCGCCAUGGACAAGAUCCUGGAAGCGGUGAUGACGUCGUCAUACCCGGCAAGCGUGAAGCAAGGGCUGGUGCGGCGUGUGCUGGAGGCGGCGCGGCAGCCACUGGAGCGGGAGCAGUGCCUGGCGCUGUUGGCACUGGGCGCGCGCCUCUACGUGGGCGGUGCGGACGAGCUGCCGCGCCGCGUGGGCUGCCAGCUGCUGCACGUGGCCGGCCGUCACCACCCAGACGUCUUCACCGAGUUCUUCAGCGCGCGCCGGGUGCUGCGCCUGCUGCAGGGCGGUGCCGGCCCGCCGGGCGCCCGAGCGCUCGCUUGCGUGCAACUGGGCCUGCAGCUGUUGCCCGAGGGGCCCGCGGCGGAUGAGGUGUACGCGCUGCUGCGGCGCGAGGUGCUGCGCACCGUGUGCGAGCGGCCGGGGCCCGCAGUCUGCGCGCAGGUGGCGCGGCUGCUGGCGCGGCAUCCGCGCUGCGUGCCCGACGGCCCGCACCGCCUGCUCUUCUGCCAGCAGCUGGUGCGCUGCCUUGGCCGCUUCCGCUGCCCGGCCGAGGGCGAGGAGGGCGCUGUGGAGUUCCUGGAGCAGGCGCAGCAGGUGAGCGGGCUCCUGGCACAGCUGUGGCGCGCUCAGCCCGCUGCCAUCUUGCCCUGCCUCAAGGAGCUCUUCAACGUCAUUUCCUGCACAGAGGAGGAACCGCCAUCUAGUGCCCUGGCCAGUGUGGUCCAGCACCUCCCAUUGGAGCUCAUGGAUGGCGUUGUCCGGAACCUCAGCAAUGAUGACAGCGUGACGGACUCCCAGAUGCUGACCGCCAUUAGCAGGAUGAUCGACUGGGUGUCAUGGCCCCUGGGGAAGAACAUUGACAAGUGGAUCAUUGCACUGCUGAAGGGCCUGGCUGCCGUUAAGAAGUUCAGCAUCUUGAUUGAGGUUUCACUCGCCAAAAUUGAGAAGGUUUUCUCCAAGCUUCUGUACCCCAUUGUCCGGGGAGCCGCUUUGUCUGUCCUCAAGUACAUGCUCCUGACUUUCCAGCACUCCCAUGAGGCCUUCCACCUGGUAAGGGCUCCUGCUUGCUGUUCCGAGGAUGUGCAGCCCUGCUUCCCCCACUGGUCUGGCUGGAGGCCAGGCAUGCUGUCAAUGUUGGUGGUUGAGGCUUGA